GAUAGUAAUGCUCUCAGAAGAAUAACAGCACAACAUUGCGCAGGAGCUGCUCAGGAUUAACGCACAUCCAGCACUCUCUUCGUGUUCUUCAACACGAAAAACACAUUUUUUUCUUCAUUAUGGGGGAAAAUAUGGUUAUCAUGGAUGAACUUUGCGAAAUGGAUUGCAACGUUUUGAAAAGGUUGUUGAAGGACGACAGUGCGAAAUGUCUGGUGCUGGACUGCAGAUCAUUCCUGGCGUUUAGCGCUGGACACAUUCGGAGUGCAGUGAAUAUCCGCUGUAACACAAUCGUGAGAAGGCGAGCAAAGGGCUCCGUGAGUUUAGACCAGAUUCUAUCCGGUGAUGAAGAGGUCAAAGCCCGGCUGAAAUCAGGACUGUACUCCGCUGUGAUCCUCUACGACGAGAGGACGCCCGACAUAGACACGGUUAAAGACGAUAGCACAAUCACUUUGGUGCUCAAUGCAUUAUACAGAGACACGUUUGGAACUGAAAUAUAUCUACUCAAAGGGGGCUAUGACACAUUUUUCACGGAGUAUCCCGAGUUCUGUUUGAAGACCAAAACGUUAUCUUCGUUCUCUACGCAGUCCAGUUUGGACUCCUGUUCUUCCUGUGGAACUCCACAGACGUUGCACCAUGACCAGGCUGGUCCAGUGGAGAUUCUUCCCUUCCUGUACCUUGGCAGUGCCUUCCAUGCCUCCAAAAAGGACAUGCUGGACGGCAUGGGCAUCUCAGCCUUGCUCAACGUGUCCUCUAACUGUCCCAACCACUUCGAGGGGGUCUACCAGUACAAGUGCAUUCCUGUGGAGGACAACCAUAAAGAGGACAUCAGCUCCUGGUUCAUAGAAGCCAUUGAGUUUAUCGACUCUGUGAAAGACUCUAACGGACGUGUGCUGGUGCACUGCCAGGCGGGCAUCUCUCGCUCUGCCACCAUCUGCCUGGCAUACCUGAUGAAGAAGAAGCGUGUUCGCCUGGACGAAGCCUUUGAGUUCGUCAAGCAGCGCCGCAGUAUCAUCUCCCCUAAUUUCAGCUUCAUGGGUCAGCUGCUGCAGUUUGAGUCCCAGGUGCUGGCCACGUCAUGUGCGGUGGAGGCCGCCAGCCCCUCGGCAGCCAGCCUGGGCCCCAAGUCUUCCUCCACCCCCACCUCACCCUUCAUAUUCAGCUUCCCCGUCUCCGUGGUAGCACAUGGCCAGCCCAGCAGCCUGGCCUACCUGCACAGUCCAAUCACAACCUCGCCCAGCUGCUGAUGCCCUGCACCACAGACAGACAUCGACACUGAACUGACCCAAGGGGCUCCUGUCAGCCCCAUUUCUCUCACUAUCCAGGGCAGAGAGAGAGAGAGAGAGUUUCUCUUCUCCUAACUUGGUAUAAGCUGAAAAGUCCAUUGACAAUGAAAAACUGAGGGUGCCUAUGCUGCUGCCUGACUCAAAAAACUGUAUAGAAUAUGACACACACACACACACACUCAUUCAUCACUAUUUGGUGAACAUUAAAUAAGCUUUUUCUGAAAACAGGCUCAAGGAGAUAUGCAGUUCCUGUGGUUUAGUGCGAAGGACGUGGCGGCAGACUUCUAAGUUGCAGUCCGUCUCUUUCAUUUCCUGUGGAGUUUUCCAAAGCCUCUCCAGUCCUGCUGAGAGGGGUGAAUGGCCAUGAGCAGAGAUGCAGAGAAAAGGAAAGAGCAAAGAGGGGAGGAGAGAGAAAGAGAGAGAAAGUGCGCUCAGUCAUUUAGUCGCUUCCUGACAGAGAGCAGGAGGCUCUUCAGUUGUGACAGGUGCUCUACUAACGUCCUGUCCGGCUUCCUGUCCUUGACAUCCCCAUCCCAUCUCCCAUGUGCCCCCCUCCUCUCCUGGAGCAGGACUGCUGAUGAAUGAGAGAAUAAAAGCGUCCCCCAUGCGGAGGUGGAGAGGCCGUUGAGAUAAAGAGACAAGCUUUCUGAGACGGUGCCAAAUUAACGUCUGAGCUCCUGCUACAUAGCCCGGGCAACCCCUGGUCUUCCAUGUAAUAGGCUCGGUCGGAUGGACAGAUGGGCUUUUGUGGAGAAAGUUUUUUUUUCUUCUGUUUGUUGGUCAGUGCCUUGUUCAGAAAAGGUAUAGGAUGUUUUUUCCGGCGCUUUGGAUGUGCUCAAGUGCCCCAGCGCCUUUCCUUUUCAAACAGACUGAGGCAGAUAAGCUGGGAAAUCACUAAACAACAACGUUUCAAGUCAACACUGCAAUACAGACAAUGUAAUCCCAUCCGUUCCUCUCCCCCAAGUAGAGCAAUAAUCCGUU
Oncorhynchus kisutch (coho salmon) is the source of this 2264-nucleotide messenger RNA. RefSeq names its product dual specificity protein phosphatase 4. Bases 120 to 1244 code for a protein of 374 amino acids. The record is from RefSeq and is a predicted model, not a curated record. Gene Ontology annotation, molecular function: MAP kinase tyrosine/serine/threonine phosphatase activity. The transcript is spliced from 4 exons. Gene Ontology annotation, cellular component: cytoplasm; nucleus. Lineage: Eukaryota; Metazoa; Chordata; Actinopteri; Salmoniformes; Salmonidae. Gene Ontology annotation, biological process: protein dephosphorylation; endoderm formation; negative regulation of MAPK cascade.